UAGUUCACCACCCAACUCAAACCUCGAUCAAUCUUAUAAAUUGUUUUAGUUAGGUCAAGACUAUCAAUUCGUUAUUUUCGUUUGUUUUAUAUGUAUAAUCUUUCUAUAUAUAUAUCUUGGGUUUAAAUGUUACUAUAUUUUAAAAUAUAAAUUUGCAGUUAGUGCUACAAGAGUGAGCUUCACGAUGACGAGGAGUCUCUCCCAUAUUUGUCGUUGAAUAUUUGUGAAUUGCGGAUCACCACACGACCAUUUCCUUCCCUCUUUGUUGCCUUCUUGACAUCUUUUGUUGCUGCAACACUCAUUUUUUUUCAAUUAACCUUUUCUUCCUCAACGAAGUUCAAUUCUUCUUCCUUUUGCACGUAAGUUGGACAAUUCAAUUCAAUUAUCUUCGUAGCGGGUUUUCUUGUGUUUCAAACUGGCUAGGUGGUGGUUCUUGUAAAAAGCUAGCUUCCAUCUGGGUUUUGGCACCGUUGAUGUCUUUGGCCAUUGGGGUGGUCUCCAAUUGCAAAAGCAAUAUGGGUUUUGAUGACAACAAAGGCAAAGAGGUUCCUGAAAUGCAGCACUCGGGAAAAACGGUUCAUGUUCAUGAAGAUGAAAGUGGCGAUGAACGAGGCACGAGUCUCAGUAGACACAUGAGUGAAGGCUCCAUUGCUGCCACCGAGGAUGAAGAUGAGGACGUUGAGAGGAGGAUUGACUUGGGUCCCCAGUGCACCUUGAAAGAACAGCUUGAAAAGGAUAAGGAUGAUGAGAGCUUGAGGAGGUGGAAGGAACAGCUUCUUGGCAGUGUUGACAUGACUUCUGUUGGUGAAUCUCUGGAGCCAGAAGUGAAGAUACUGAGCCUUGCAAUCAAGGCGGCCGGUAGAGAAGACAUUGUUCUUCCAAUACCAGAGUCAGGAAAUCCCAGUGGCUUAUGGUUUACUUUGAAAGAAGGUAGCCGUUACAGUCUCAUGUUCACUUUCCAGGUCAGCCAUAAUAUCGUUUCAGGUCUCAAAUACACCAACACUGUAUGGAAAACUGGUCUCAAGGUUGACAGCACUAAAGAGAUGAUUGGAACAUUCAGCCCUCAAGCAGAGCCUUACACGCAUGAGAUGCCCGAAGAGACAACACCAUCUGGGUUAUUAGCUAGAGGGCAAUAUUCGGCUAGAUCAAAGUUUGUUGACGAUGACAACAAGUUGUAUUUGGAGAUCAACUACACUUUUGAUAUUCGGAAGGAAUGGCAUUAGGAAUGGCUCCGUAGUCAUUGUUAUUUGAGCUGAAAUCGCCUUCAGUGUUUACUUGUUUCUUUCUUCAUUGUUUAUUUAUCUCUAAUCCUGUCUGAAACCAGUAAUCUUAGCAAUAAGAAAGGGAUUUUUUUUGGAGGAAGAAAUUGAUAUUCAUUUAUUGGCGGAUAAUUUUGUCAACAACAUCUAGUAUGCCUCUUUCUUUGGGUGCUCUGUUUAAUUUUAAGUCUCGCUCUUUGUAACUACUAAGCUAAUAAGGAGCAUUUUUCUGAAUUUGUUUGUGCCACUA
Glycine soja is the source of this 1509-nucleotide messenger RNA. Its product is annotated as rho GDP-dissociation inhibitor 1-like. Gene Ontology annotation, cellular component: cytosol; membrane; cytoplasm. NCBI's taxonomy places the organism in Eukaryota, Viridiplantae, Streptophyta, Magnoliopsida, Fabales, Fabaceae. Gene Ontology annotation, molecular function: Rho GDP-dissociation inhibitor activity; protein binding. Gene Ontology annotation, biological process: Rho protein signal transduction. The transcript is spliced from 5 exons. Bases 474 to 1223 code for a protein of 249 amino acids. The record is from RefSeq and is a predicted model, not a curated record.